This is a messenger RNA of Haemorhous mexicanus (house finch), 5713 nucleotides long. It is a transcript of the gene PHB2, whose product is annotated as prohibitin 2. Lineage: Eukaryota; Metazoa; Chordata; Aves; Passeriformes; Fringillidae. Gene Ontology annotation, cellular component: membrane; mitochondrion. Gene Ontology annotation, biological process: mitochondrion organization. The record is from RefSeq and is a predicted model, not a curated record. Bases 48 to 923 code for a protein of 291 amino acids. The transcript is spliced from 9 exons.
UCGCUCCUUCCGGUGUCCUUCCCGGCGGGGGUGGCGGCGGGGCGGCCAUGGCGCAGAACCUGAAGGACCUGGCGGGGCGGCUGCCGACCGGGCCCCGCGGCGUCGGCACAGCGCUUAAGCUGCUGCUGGGCGCCGGUGCCCUAGCCUACGGCGUGCGAGAGUCCGUCUUCAUUGUGGAGGGCGGCCAGCGCGCCAUCUUCUUCAACCGCAUCGGCGGCGUGCAGCAGGACACCAUCCUGGCCGAGGGGCUGCACUUCAGGAUCCCCUGGUUCCAGUAUCCCAUCAUCUACGACAUCCGAGCACGGCCGCGGAAAAUCUCCUCCCCCACUGGUUCCAAAGACCUGCAGAUGGUGAACAUCUCGCUGCGGGUGCUGACGCGGCCCAACGCGGCCGAGCUGCCCAGCAUGUACCAGCGCCUGGGGCUGGACUACGAGGAGCGGGUGCUGCCCUCCAUCGUCAACGAGGUGCUCAAGAGCGUCGUGGCCAAGUUCAACGCCUCGCAGCUCAUCACGCAGAGGGCCCAGGUGUCUCUGCUCAUUAGGAGAGAGCUGACAGAGAGAGCCAAGGAUUUCAGCCUCAUCCUGGAUGAUGUGGCUAUCACAGAGCUCAGUUUCAGUCGUGAAUACACAGCUGCUGUGGAGGCUAAGCAAGUGGCCCAGCAGGAGGCACAGCGUGCCCAGUUCCUGGUGGAGAAGGCCAAGCAGGAGCAGAAGCAGAAGAUAGUUCAGGCCGAGGGGGAAGCAACAGCUGCCAAGAUGCUCGGGGAAGCUCUCAGCAGGAAUCCAGGCUACAUCAAGCUACGUAAGAUCCGAGCUGCUCAAAACAUCUCAAAAACGAUUGCUGCCUCACAAAACCGUGUGUAUCUCACAGCAGAUAACUUGGUACUGAACCUGCAGGAUGAGGCCUUCACCAGAGGAAGGUAAGGCACUGCAUGUUUUGAUCCUUUUGUUAGUGCUGGAACCAGGGUGUUCUGUUUCCUGGUGUCUGGCAUGUUUCUGGCCUGGGCCAUUUUGGCCCCAGCAAGUUUAUUCCAGUCUCUACCUCAGUUCCCAUUUGUGAUGUGGAGCUUGAAGCUUUCUUUGCAGGGAACCACACAAACCUGUACAUGGAGUGUGCAGUAAUUGGAGUUCCACGUGUGCCUCUUAAGGAGCCUUGCACGGGAAAGGCAGCAGUAACUGUGGAGCCUUCUCUGAGCUAUCACAUGUGCAGGGCAUCCUGUGGUUAUGGCAGACAGGGCUGUGAGGAGGCAGGCAGAUGAUCUUGGGAAUUUGUGGGGAUUUGGGCUGAUGAUCUCUAGGGAAGAUGCUUUUGUUAUUGUCCAAAAGUUUUCCAGUUCAUGUGAGAACACACCAUUUCCUGCUUUCAAAGCUGUCAGGAGUUUGGUGGCUUUGCCUAAUCUGUCCAGUGUUUACUGAAAAAAACAGUGCCAACUGAGCUAACAGGAUGCAACUAAAAGCUUGGAUUUCUCAGAACUGAGAAGGGAAACCAGAGUCGGUUUCUUUUCUCUGGGAUCUUUGUUUAUAACAUCCUUCUUCCUCACUUCUGACCAGAUUCUGUUAUAUUUGUUCCAGAAGAUUUAAAGGGGCUUUGGGGAAAAAAAAAAACAAAAAACACUUGCCUGAGAGGAAGGACUUGGAAGUCCAGAUCCUUUGGGUGUGACCCAUACUUCAGAAUCCAUACUGAGGAGCUGGGAGAGCUUUGCUUGUACUUUCUGGUGACUGGUACUGACGACUCCCUUCUAUCUCCCUUUCAGUGACAGUCUCCUACUCAAAGGAAAGAAAUGAAAGAAGCUGAAGAUUCCUAGAACCAGCGUCGCUGACCAGCAGAAGAUAAGAGUGAGGAUCUUUGAACUCCCUCCACUAGUAUUGUUUGUCCUCACUUUGAAGUUUUUAAUCCAGUAGCCAGAUUUUGUCCCCAUGCCUCUGCUCCAUCUGUGGUGAUUCAGUUACAGGAAUGGGCUCUGCCUCUAGGCAGCUGUAAUUCCUUCCUCAUCCCACCAGUUGAAUUUGGAGAGGGGGCAAAGGGGCUUACUGGUAUUAACCCACGUGGAUAUUUUCCUCUAAUCUUCAUUAAUAUUUAGAUUUAUGUAGGAUAUCAAAUUAUUUUUGGCCAAGUGAGGGAGUUCUUCUGCCAUCAGCACCAGGCUUUUUUUCUAGUAAAUUUUCUUUCUCUUUCACUCUUGAUCCCAAGAGAACCUGGGACUGAAUUCAGGACAAUGCCAUUCAUUGGGUGCCUGUCACUGCUGGAAUAUUUUACUUGUGUCACUGUCUGCUCAGUGAUGCUUUCAGAUAUUUGUAAAAAUUAAAAAAAAAACCCAAACAAAUUUUUAUUGUGUCUAAGUGUGCUUAGUACAUGGAAAAAAAAAAAGUGGUUAUUUUAUGUAGUGUGAGGUGGAACAGAGAUUUUAUUUGGUUGAAAUUAGAAUGAGGAUGAUGAAGGGAAAGGAAGAAAAUAAAGAAAUACACUCGUGGUCUCUGGCAGAUCAUCACAGUGUGGGGAGAGAGGAGAGAUGUUUGGAUCCUCAUACAGCUGGGUGACCAGGACUGGUUCCUUAGCUGCCUGUGAGGGCUGCAGAUGAGGGUAGGUUUACCUGCUUUUCCAGGUCACAGAAGCAUCUCUAUGCUGUGUCCUGGCCCUGGCCUCCAUUGUUACACCUUGGGCUUUUUUUCCCUCUCUGCUUUCCUAGCUGAAAAGAGGAGGAGAAAUCUUCCUCCACUGACUAAACUCUCCUUUGCUUGUGUUUCAACAGCAAGAUCUUGUGUUCUCUAGGGGGAACUUCUUUGCUGUUCUCUAGGCUGCCCUAUACUAAGAUUUAGGGCUUUGAGGUUAUCACAGCAUCAUAGAAUCACAGAAUGUCCUGAGUUGGAAGGAACUCACAAGGAUCAAGUCUGGGGCAGCCUAGAAGUUAAACUUUAGGUGAGAGCAUUGUCUAAACACAUCUUGAACAGAGACAGACUCACAGUCAUGACUGCUCCCUUGGGGAGCUUGGCCACCCUGUAAAUUACCCUUUUUUCUGAUAUCCAACCUGAACUUCCCCCUGAGCAGCUUUAAGCCAUUCCUUGUGUCCUGUUGCUUGACACCAAAGAAAAGAGAUCAGCACCCCACUUCUGCUGUCCCUGAUGAGGAGCUAUUAGGUCAGCCCUUGUCUUCUCCAAGCUGAAUUGACUUUGUAUCCUCAGCUGCUUCUUCUAAGUCACACAUUUCCUUGCUGUCUUUGUUGCCCUCCUUUGGACACAUUAUAAUAUUUUUAUAUUCUCCUUGUAUUGUGGAGCACAAAGCUGCACACAGCGAUGGUGAGGCUGGAGCUGAGUGCAGUGGGACCCUCACUUCUCUGACCAGUUAACUAUUCUGUGCCUAGCACACCCCAGCAUAACACACCUGGCAGGGCCUGCCAUCACUCAGAAUGCCCAGAGCCUCUUCUGCAGGGCUGUACUUCAGUCUCAUCCUUCAGUCUGUAUUCACAUCCAGGAUUGUAGCAUUCUGGGUGCACAAUCUGGCCUUUACUCUUGUUCAGUUUUGUGUGGAUGAAAUUGUGUACACGUUUGGCUGUGUGCUGAACACUGUCCAGGGGGAUAUGGUGACGCUAUCAAAAGCUUUGCCAAACCAAAAAAACCCCACAUCUGCCUUCCCUUUGACUACUAAGUGGGUAGCCUUGUUGUGAAAGGUUAUUAAAUUUGUAAGGCAUGACUUUCCCUUCAAGAACUCACAUAUACUUUCAUCCACAACUGUGUUGUCUUGCAAGUCUUUCUCUUGAUAGCUUCCAGACUAAUUUUCUCCACAGUUUUAUCAGGCACCAAAGUGAAACUGAUUGACCUGUAAUUACCAAGAUCUUCUUUCUUGCCCUUCUUUAAAACUGAGACAUUUGCCAGUCUCCAUGUCAACUUAUACAGAUUCCCAAGGCUGUUGAUUAAUAACUGAGAGAGGUCUCACAGUUACAUUGUCUGUUCAAUACCCUGGGAGGAAUCCCACUGGGCCCUAUAGACUUAGGUGCAUUCAGCUGCAGCAGCAAAUCCCAUACAACUUCCAAGUCAGCUGGGAGUUCAUCAUUCCCCCAGCCAUGGCCAUCCAACCCAGGGCUCCAGACACCCAGUGUCAGAGGAAGAAGCAAAGGCAGCAUUAAAUGUCUCUGCUUUAUCACUGUUUGGUGAUGAGAUGACCCACCUCAUCAAGUGACAGCCCAGUGUUUCCUGUAGUCUUCCUUCUGCUGUUAACAUACUUAAAAAUGCCUAUUUUUACCCAUCAUAGUACCGGCCAGCUUCAACUUGAGCUUGGGCUUUUUUUUCUCUAGAGGGGCAAGGAGCAUGUCUGUCCCCCUGCAUAAUCUGUCCUUUCCAAAGUCCAUACACUUUCUGCUAAGUUGCAGAAGGAGAUUCUUGCUCAGCCAAGCCAGCCCUCAGCCUUACUGGCUAGACUUCUGACACAUUAUAAUUGCCUGCUCCUGUGCUCUUAAAAGGAGGCCCCUUAAAAAGUGAGCAGCUUUUAUGUACCCCACUGUCCUCUAAAGCAGAUUCCCAGGGGACCUAACUGCUUCCCUGCAGCCUAAAGUCUGCUCUCCCCAGGUCCAGGGCAGUAGCUUUACUUAGUUUUUCUCCUAUCACUAGGAUUUUAAACUCAGCUAUUUCAUGAUCAUGAUGGUCAAGACAGCCACCCCAGAGACCAUGUCUAUUUACAACCAACCAUCUCUUUUUACAAACAACUCCAACUUGAGUUCUUCAGGGAAGAAAAGAGGCCUUUGGGGACUUCUUCCUCUGGUGAAGCAGAGCACAAGAUCUUUAAAGGAACAGAUAAAAUCUGUGGAUUCCUAGUUUAAAGCUUACUGGCAAUCAGAGCCAUAACUAAUACCCAUAUGUUUUGACUUGCAGCAUCAAGGAAGCACAAAUUCUUUGAACCAGCUUUGAAAAUGCAUUCUCAAAUAGUCACCCCAAAGUAUUUGUGUGUAACAAAUCCUCUGUAAAGAAGAGUAGACUGCUUAUGACAGUGCUGUAUUUCUUGAUGUGCAGUCAGGAAAGUUCUUGUUAAGCCUAAAUUUUUUGUAGACUGGACAUUAUGGGCACAUUAAGCUCAGGGAUUUGAACACAAAUAAGGUUCUCAGUAACCUGAGCUGGUUCCACAAGAUGUCUUCAUUUUCAAGCUUCAGGUAGAGUUUAGGGUAACCCUUGGUAUGCCUUGCUUUAGGCUGUGGCAGCUGUUUAAGAAUGAAGACAGUUGGGUCCUGUCCUUUGAAGCUGCCCAGGGGUCUCAGGCAAAGGUAGAUGUUUCCUUAGGCUAGGACUUUUGCCCCUUCCCAUUGCUAAAAGAGGGUAUCUGGCAUUGUGAAACACAGUAUGUGUCCCUCCACCCAUUUUUACUUCUGCCCCUUAUUUCCCCCACUGCACCUUUCCUGUUUCUUCCUCUAGUGGCAAUGGAAUGGCAGAGCCAGCUGGGAAAUGCUCACAGGCUAAGGGAAGCUGAGGGCCGGCACAUGGAAAGAGGGUCUGCUCACUGUCUUCUACCUUCCAAAUGCUUCCAACCAACUUUCUUGCCAUAUCAAACGAGAGCAAGCAGUGUCCUUCCUCCCAAUGCAUUGUGUGUAAAUCGUGGUGGGAAAGGGGCUCUGGAGGCCUUUGGACCAGGCUGCUGCUGGAAGUGGCAGUGUUACCAGCACGAGGUCAGAGCAGCUGUGGCUUUGUCUGUUCACAUAUUGAAAACCCACAAGUAAAAUUUAAAUAUAAAA